Glycine soja is the source of this 1827-nucleotide messenger RNA. Its product is annotated as dof zinc finger protein DOF5.7-like. Gene Ontology annotation, biological process: regulation of DNA-templated transcription. Gene Ontology annotation, molecular function: DNA binding; DNA-binding transcription factor activity. The transcript has a single exon. The coding region runs from base 472 to 1500 and encodes 342 amino acids. NCBI's taxonomy places the organism in Eukaryota, Viridiplantae, Streptophyta, Magnoliopsida, Fabales, Fabaceae. The record is from RefSeq and is a predicted model, not a curated record.
AUCACUCGAACUGACACAACUGUUUUGGAUCAUCUUCCCCUUUCCUUCACCCCUUUUCUCUUUCUCUCUAGUAUAUAUAUCUUAAACUACCAACUAUUUAUUCUAGUGACAUCUGUGCCCUUUCUCUCUCUCUCUCUACCAUACAACUAUGUGUAUAGAGACAGUUUUCUUUAUUCCAUUAGAUCUGAAAAAGACCACUUACCCAACCUCAUACAUCAUUUUACUAAUUCCCAAUCACCCUCUUUGAUGAGGAUCACAGGUUCCUAUCAAAGACACAAGACCCUUCCUUCCUUCCACUUCGAUCUCUUCCUCAUGCAUGAAAUCAUUCAAUUGGUGAGUAUCUUUGCCUCUGCAAAAGGAAACUGAAAACUGAAGAAACUAGCUAACUUUCCCACCUCACAAGGCCAAAAAGACCAAAACUCCUUAAACUUUGUUUCACCUCUCACGAUUUUUUCUUCUCUCUCUCAAACGAUGUCACCCGAUGACACACCUUCAAAGCCUGCCACAGCAAAAGACCAAGAGACUCAAAGUUCCGGUGGUAGUGGCAGAAAAAGCUCCUCCACAAGGCCCCAAGAGCAAGGUCUCAAUUGUCCACGAUGUGACUCACCCAACACCAAAUUCUGCUACUACAACAACUACAGCCUCACGCAGCCAAGGCAUUUCUGCAAGACAUGUAGAAGAUACUGGACAAAAGGUGGUGCUUUGCGCAACGUUCCUAUUGGCGGUGGUUGCAGAAAGAACAAGAAGGUGAAGUCAUCAAGGCUAUCAUGUGACUCCAAGGACUCUGGUUCCUCCUCUUCAGAAGUUGGUGGACUCAAGUUCCUUCAUUCUCUUUCUCCUUCCAUGGACUUUCACCUUGGAGGGUUACCCUUCCCUAGGCUUCACCAUCAUCAUCACCCUCCAACCACUUACAACCACUUUUCCUCUUUUGAAAACACUUCUAGUACUUCUUCAUGUUUCAACCUUGACCCUUCUCCUGGCACCACCACCACCCUAUCAAGUUCUUUUGCUGCUCUCUAUAAUUACCCUUUUUCUUACAAUGGUGCAAUCCAAGGUAUGAGCUCUUUGAACGUUCAUAGUGGCCUUGCCUCUUCCAUUGAGUCUUUGAGUUCUAUAAAUCAGGACUUGCACUGGAAGCUUCAGCAGCAGCGAUUGGCAAUGCUCUUUGGUGGAGACAACAACCAGAAAGAUCAUAGUGGUGUUAACCAGAUUGAGAACCAGACUCAGAAGCCACAAACCAUUUUGUUUCAAAACCUUGAGAUUUCAAAGCCAGGAACUUUCCCAGUUGGGGACUCCAGAAAAGAACAUGGUCCAAGUGGGGACACACACACGCCUUCAACCGAGUGGUUCUUUGGGAAUUCCUAUGCCUCAGUGACUCCAACACCUACUAGUAGUGGUGGUGGCCCAGGGAAUAAUGAUAAUGCAAGCAAUUGGAGUAGCGGUGGUGGUGGUGUCCAUGCUUGGGGUGAUGUGCCGCAGCAAUAUAGUUCUUUGCCCUAAGUAGCUAGAACUAGAAGAUGUAAAAGCACGAGGGAGGAGGAUAAAGAGGACUAAGAAAGAGGUAGAGUGAUAGCUAGCUAGAUCUUUUGUUUAUUAACUUUUGGAAGAAAUUAAUUAAUAUUAGGCCAACUCUCUGAAAAUUAAUUGCCUUAAACUCCUUUAGGUAUAUGGUAGUUAUGUCUGUCAGUCACUCUUGUUCUUUACGUUGGCUUCAAAGGAACAUAUAUGUAACAGAUGGGAAAGUUAAGACCAUAAUGUGUUCAUAUACUCUUCAAUUUCAGCUAGAUGUGCAUCAAUUAAUUGUCUAAAUUCUUACUUUCUCAAUUA